AAGAUAGUAGUUCUCGGUUCUUCCAUGUUCCUAUUUUAAAUUUUCGGAAAAUUCCGGCGAAAGUCAUUAACUUUCCGCUCCCUUUCCCCGUUCUUGAUAUGUUAUAAGAUCAAAAGAAGCUCGGAACUUUUUUGUUGUGAAUUUGAAGAAAUCAAUCUCUGCUUGAUCUAGAGAUGGCGGCUGUAUUGUCGAGCAGGUUUCUCAAAGGAAUCGCUAACCUUCGUUGUACCAGAUUGGCAUCUGCAUCGGGCUACCAACAUGGGAUGAUGAGAUCCUACUCUACUAGAGUGCCCAGCGAAUCAGACACGCAUGAUGAUUUCAAGCCUACACAGAAAGUCCCUUCCGGUUCUACUGCCUCGCUAAAGGAUAUCGUUGAGAAUGAUGUGAAGGAGAAUCCUGUUAUGAUCUACAUGAAAGGAGUUCCGGAAGCUCCUCAGUGUGGGUUUAGCUCACUAGCCGUAAGAGUUCUGCAACAAUAUAAUGUUCCUAUCGGUGCUAGGAACAUUCUUGAAGAUCAAGACUUGAAAAACGCUGUGAAAUCCUUCAGCCAUUGGCCUACGUUUCCUCAGAUCUUCAUCAAGGGAGAGUUUAUUGGAGGCUCAGACAUCAUCCUUAACAUGCACAAGGAAGGUCAACUUGAGGAAAAGCUUAAAGACGUCUCUGGAAACCAAAGCUCUCAAUAAACUUCUAGAGGUUUUUAUUUGAUUUGAUUUGAUUUUAAUGAAAUUAUUAUGUUUUUUUUUUGUUUUGAUGGACGGCAAUAAUGUCACAAGAAACUCAAAAUCUUUUGAAUUUUGGUAUGAACAAACGUUUAUUUCAUUAUUUAUAACCA
Molecule: messenger RNA, 832 nt
Organism: Brassica oleracea var. oleracea
Lineage: Eukaryota; Viridiplantae; Streptophyta; Magnoliopsida; Brassicales; Brassicaceae
Product: monothiol glutaredoxin-S15, mitochondrial
Exons: 6
Coding region: 174-683 (169 amino acids)
Source: RefSeq, a predicted model, not a curated record